ACUCACAGACUCGCCGCACACAACUGCCGCCACCACCGCUCUUUGUCACCAUGCACCAUGCCCUUCUACGCGUGCCAAUCCUUAUUUUCAACAUGUGGCUAGGCUACAAAGGGGGGAAAUCGCCGAAUCCGCCACCAAAAGUACAGGAGCAAGUGAAGUUUCAGGCGGAUGAGAGGACGAAAGACUUUUUCUCGAGGAUUGCGUGGUGGUACACUCCUUUUGGGAUGGUCUUACUGCAACUCGGGGUGAUCAUGGAUAUAUACGUGAUCGUGUCCACGAUAUAUCCUUCCCUCCAAAUACAAAGUAUCAACUCGCUGGGAUACUUCACGCCUUCCCCCGCCGCGUUUGAGCGCAUUAGGGCCUCACCUUCGUUUAUAUUCGGAUUCCUCAUGCUUGCCACGGGGACAAUCAUACGUGUAGCGUGCUAUCGCGCUCUAGGAAAGCAAUUCACCUACGAACUUUCGGUUCGACGGGAUGACAAGCUUAUCACGCACGGACCUUACAAGCUCGUUCGCCACCCAAGCUACACGGGUGUUUUGUUCUUCCUUGAUGGCGCUCUCAUCUGUCAAAUGAGUAGUGGUUCGUGGUGGGCGGAAAACGGCUUAUGGGACACAACAUUCGGGAAGGUGUAUGGAAUCACAUUGCUUAUCUUCGCCGCCUCUUGCGAAUGGUCCAUGAUCAGCCGCACGUGGAAAGAGGACCAGGUUAUGAAGGAGGUGCACAAGAGCCAGUGGGAGGCAUGGGCUAAGCAGACACCACAUAGAAUGGUACCGGGGAUCUUCUGAGCGAGGUCAAUGGAUAGAUCAGUGACGCAAUUAAGUUUAGUUGUAUCGUAUGUUCAACUGUAGUAUGUGGUGUUUGCUGGCUUCAGUAAGUCUACAAGCUUAGAAGGCUAGGUAACAAUACCUCGGACAACCGUUAGAUCCAAUUGGUUGUCUUUGCUCGACGGAGUACUGCCGGAAUAUUGGCGUCUAAUGAUGUGCAUGGCCUAAACGGGAAGUUUAUCAAGAUUCGGAAAUUCGAGAAUGUUUUUCUUCUGAACCGAAGCUCCAGCACUUAUACUACCAUCGACACUCGUGAGGAAAUGAACAAACAAGCUUUAUAAGUAUGCAUAAGUUGAACUAUAGUACA
Somion occarium is the source of this 1131-nucleotide messenger RNA. The record is from the annotation of a GenBank genome assembly. Lineage: Eukaryota; Fungi; Basidiomycota; Agaricomycetes; Polyporales; Cerrenaceae.